Messenger RNA from Mycena indigotica, 705 nucleotides. RefSeq lists its product as uncharacterized. The record is from RefSeq and is a predicted model, not a curated record. Bases 1 to 705 code for a protein of 234 amino acids. Lineage: Eukaryota; Fungi; Basidiomycota; Agaricomycetes; Agaricales; Mycenaceae. The transcript has 2 exons.
AUGUCUGAGCUCACCGACGAGGAGUGGGCCUCUCUACUUGGAGAAGAUGCCAAUCCUGGCCUGAAUGAUGCAGACGAGGACUCCAGUGAUGAGGAAGAAGACUCGGAUAACGAUGAGCCUAUGCCCCUCCGCCCACAGUCGCCAACCGUGCUCUUAUCGGAGGAGCCUCCAGCACCGGAUAACAUGCCUCAGCGUGUUAAACAAGCCCUUGCCCAUUUGUCUGACCUGGGACUUGACUUCACAACCUUUGUGGACGCUGUUCUCUGGGGUAAUGAGCCCUGUCGUCGCGACAGCAUGAUUCGCGGCACUCGCACAAACUUCAUGAAUAGCCCAUCGUUUCCAAAGAUCCUGGCACGGCUGUGGGACCCACCUCGACAGCAGAAAGACCGACCAUCACGGCUGGUCAUGGAGAACUUUGUGCAGCAAGCAUGGUCAGAUUUAUUGGUCCAAGAGCUCAAUGGGUUGGCACCAUUCUUUUCGUCCAAGAAGGGAGAAGAUGUGACUGUCAAAGCCCUCACGAGUCUCAACUUCACUGAGCUUACGGCUCAGGUUCAAGAGAGAGCCCCUCAUCUCUGGAAGACUCUUUUAAAUCUUGCGAUGUCGGAGGAUCAGAAGCGAAAUACUCACAAAAAUCCAUCGAAAACAAUUAUUAUGAUUCUCGCGAUGCUAUCCUACUCUCGUUCACACAAACGGAACCUCUUCUAA